GGGUCAGCUCCCAAUGGUACCUGGGUAAGGCCCAAGAUGGCUUCUCUCGCUUUCCAUGCCUUGUGAGUCCUCUCUGGGACUGUGCCCCAUGUCUUGUCUUUGAAAUCCACACCCGCUCCCCGUUUUUCCGGCUGGUUUGGUGUCCUGUCGAGGUGGACAGGCUAGAGUAAUGGCAGGGAGUCUCCCUUGGGCGGCAGGUAGGAGCCUAGGGGCUUGGAUGCCCUUGGCGUGCAGAAGCUUCUCUGUGGGUGUUCCACUGUUGUCCCGAGUAAGGGUUACUCUCCCACCUCCCAAAGUGGUUGAUCGCUGGAACGAGAAGAGGGCUCUGUUCGGCGUAUACGACAACAUCGGAAUUCUGGGGAAUUUCGAAAAGCACCCAAAAGAACUGAUAAAGGGCCCAGUAUGGCUUCGAGGCUGGAGAGGAAACGAAUUGCAGCGUUGUAUUCGAAAGAAGAGGAUGGUUGGAAGCAGAAUGUUCGCUGACGACCUGCACAAUCUCAACAAACGGAUCAGCUAUCUCUACAAACACUUUAACCGAAAAGGGAAGCACCGAUAGAACAGACAACGGGCAACUCUGGAGCAAAACAUUUGUCGCCCCGGAGAGGGGGACUAGGACUUACACCAGCCAGGAAAGAGCUUUGUGUGCUGUCUAUAAUAAAAUGGGGCUUCUUUGGAAAUCUGA
This is a messenger RNA of Psammomys obesus (fat sand rat), 682 nucleotides long. RefSeq names its product mitochondrial ribosomal protein L51 (gene Mrpl51). The transcript is spliced from 3 exons. Lineage: Eukaryota; Metazoa; Chordata; Mammalia; Rodentia; Muridae. The record is from RefSeq and is a predicted model, not a curated record. Gene Ontology annotation, molecular function: structural constituent of ribosome. Gene Ontology annotation, biological process: translation. Bases 170 to 556 code for a protein of 128 amino acids. Gene Ontology annotation, cellular component: mitochondrial large ribosomal subunit.